Molecule: messenger RNA, 7398 nt
Organism: Marmota monax (woodchuck)
Lineage: Eukaryota; Metazoa; Chordata; Mammalia; Rodentia; Sciuridae
Gene: Znf454
Product: zinc finger protein 454
Exons: 5
Coding region: 5079-6665 (528 amino acids)
Biological process (GO): regulation of transcription by RNA polymerase II
Molecular function (GO): RNA polymerase II cis-regulatory region sequence-specific DNA binding; DNA-binding transcription factor activity, RNA polymerase II-specific
Source: RefSeq, a predicted model, not a curated record
AAAGUGAAGCAAAAGAGGAAUCAGUAAAAGCUGAGAGGAAUGAACUAUCAAAAGAAAAAUAUUAACAGGAAAAUCAGGAAGCAAUGAAACCACAGAAGUAAAAGGAAAUUUUUAACAGAGAUGGGAAUAGUUAAUAUCAAAUGCUUCAGAAUAAAGUACUUUAAUUUUUUUAUGGUUCUGGGGAUUGAGCCCAGAGCCUUGUGCAUGAGGCAAGCACUCUACCAAAUGAGCUGUAUCCCCAGCCCUGUACUUUGCUUUUUUGGGUGGGGGGGUAAUGAAGAUUGGGUUCAGGGACACUCAGCCAUUGAGCCACAUCCCUGGCCCUAUUUUGUAUUUUAUUUAAAGACAGGUCUCACUGAGUUGCUUAGCGCCUUGCCAUUGCUGAGGCUGGCUUUGAACUUGUGAUCCUUCUGCCUCAGCCUCCUGAGCUGCUGGGAUUACAGGCUCAUGCCAUCGUGCCUGGCUCUAACCUUUGUUUUUGAUUAUCAAUUUAAAACACAUAAAUUUUAAUGUGUUUGAAGAGUGAGUUAAAUGUUGAAAAUGACUUAGUAGCUUUACUGAUAUGGGAGAGAUUUAGAAAGAUGACCAAGGAAAUGAGGGCUGAGAAGGGAUUUACCUAUUAGAAGACCUUUGGCUACAGAUAUUCAGAAUCCUUCUUAACAAUGUUUUAGGCAAGUAGGGGUGUUUUUCUCAAAUGACAAAUGUGGAGGUGGUCAGCAUUGAUCCACAGAUAAGAUAAUUGAAUGAUUUACAUUUCAAGGGAUUUCCAUCCUGGUUGCAUGAUGGCAUCCAUAGCUUCAGGUAAAAUGUCUGCAUUCAAAUCAGGAAGAAAGGGUUUGAGAAGGACCAGCAACAUCUGUGCCUUUUAUCAGAAAAGAUUUCCCAGAAGCUCUUUAGCACACACCUGCUUGCAUCUUAUGGGCCACAACUGUUACAUGACCACUCCUAGCAGCAAGGGAGGCUAAAAAAAGGAGAGCCUAGCCCUUUCAGCCUUUGUAGUAGAGGUAGGCCAAUUAAGGGGUUAGGGCUGAUUUAGCCAUCCAUCUACCAGGGAGCGUUUGCAUGAUAUAAGAUAGGAUGAUUAUGUUUACAACUGAAAAGAGGCAUGAGAGAGUCAGGAGACAGCAAUGAGUAGAUGUACAGCUCAGACGAGGAAAAUAAGAUUUGGCACACAGAGGCUUUAGGAAUACUUUCAACAAGAGGAGGGAAAUUUUCUAAUAAGAGUGGUUGGAAUAAAUAAAUCGUGGGUCCAGAAAAUGUGGGCAAUAGUGGAGUAAGUGCCUAUAAUCUCUCAUUGUUUAGCUCCUAAGCAGUCCAGAGUCUCUGGGCAAUCACUACUCAGGGUUAAAAUCUUACUGACUUCAACUCAUUGCCAUACAAAGCUUCAGCACCUUCAUUACUUUCUCUCCCCCUUGUUUUAUGCCUUCCUUUUGAACCUUUAUUUUUCUUCUGUCUUCGUCAUUUUAAUUUCUUUUCUACCCAUCCCUUCUCUGCCCCCCUUCUUCUUAAUUCAUUUCUUUCUCUUGAGAUCAGGUGGAAUACAAACAUAUGAAGGGAAAGGAGUAGAAUGGAUAUAAGAAAGAGUAAUUACUGAAAAUCUAAGUUUUGGGGGAUACAAUUAGUUCAGUGUUAAAUUCCUUCUUUGCCUGUUCAGACUCUCCACCAUGCGACCAGUGCACUGGUUUCAUUAAUGAGGUUCUCGGCAUAAAAGUUAGCUAGCAGAGAUCGAAAUAAAACACACAGACUCAGUUACCUUUUUCUAUGACCAGGUCCGAGACGGCUCCCCUCUCUGGCUCCAACCUUGAACCACCCGUAGGGCAGCAAGGAUUACUCAGGGCUAGCAGGAGAGAGAGAGGGCGAGCACGCCAGGGAGUAGCCUUUUAUUGGGGAACAAGAAAUUCAGGGGAGAAUUCCAUCCAAUGAAGGUUGAGGGGGGGCCGCACUCCAAGGUCAGGGUCAGUGAUUGGGCCCCCGGGGUCAGUGGUCAGUCACACCCCCACAAGGAAGGGUUCUCUCAUCAGGAGAGGGCCGGGAAAGCUCCGACACAGAUUAGUCAGAGCGCCUCAGACCCAAACCGGGAGUCGCCCAGUCACGUGUGAGAAUGGCUCUCCACAAGACUCCAUGAGUUUAUAUAUGAGUAUAGUCAAGGAGCCCCAGAAUCAGCAGGAUGAGUCAAGGGGUGUGUUUAAGCAGGAAAUGGGGAAGAAUAGUGGAGAAGCUCAUGGCCAGUGAUUUGCUCCAUCCUCCUCAUUCCUCUGUGCUUGAAAUGAGAGAAAGGAGGAUAUUUAUUUGUAAAACACCUGGAUAGAAUAUUCAAAGUGUAAGGGUCUGAGUGAGAAUACCUUGGUUAUAGCGUCCUCUUGUUAAACCCAGUCUUACUUUGGUCUCAAUUCUCAAGUAGAAUUGUAACUUCUAUAAUAUUUGAGGACUUUUUGUGUGUGCCACUUGAAAUGCAGUAUAGCCAGACUCUGUGACAACUGAGAACCAUCAUUAGCCAAGGAUUUGUAGGUGCGCUCUCUCUGUGCCCUUCCCCUUGUCACUACUACCACCACCAUAUGGGCUCCCAUUGCUGUGUUUUUUCCAUUAUCUCAGUUACCUUGGCUUCCUUUACUUAAAAUUAAAUUCAUGUGACCCAGAAUCAUCAGGUCUCCUAUCUGACCCUUGUAUCUCUCUUAAUUCUAAAAUUUCAUGAAAGAAACCUAAUUGGUCCAGAUCAUCCUUUUAAGACAGGCUCUGUCUUAAAAGUCACUUUUUUGGCCAAGUAUCUGUCCCUUUUCCAAUCAGCUGGUGGGGUGGAGGCUACCAUAUGGUCACUGUAGAUGUUGUCAGGCCUAUGAGCAACAGACAGAUAGCCAUGACCAAUAUGCCUUUAGAUAUUUACUAAGUACCUUCUCAGUAGUUUCUGGGGAUCGAGAGCCCUAAAGGAAUUCAUGGCAGGAGAGUCAGUAAAAGAGAAUUUGGAUGUAUUGAAUGACUUCUAAAGAGCAAGAAACGCAGGGUCCUCUGCAACUACACAGAAUGGGGUGAUUAGUUAUAUUUUAUCUGUAACUGAGCUCAAAAGACAAAUUGGGCCAUUUACACACUUAAAUAGGUUAGCAAUCUGGGUUCUGUAACACAGGUGGAGCAGCAGACUAUGGUGCCAGUACCCCUCUUGUAGAUAAUGCAUAAACAGCCCCCUAAACUUGGAUGAUUAUGGAGACUGCAUUGGGCUUCUAAACACACACAUACACACACACACACACACACACACACACACCAGAUCUGGAUGAGUGCUUAGGAUAUAGUUGAGGUGGGUUACUUUCUUGUGUAUAUACACAUUUGGCAUAAGUUAGUUCAUGCCUGCAGUCCACACACUUGAUUGCUUUUGCACUGUACAUUUGAACAAGUAUGAUAAGAUACUGCUCCUACUCAUAGUGUGUAAGUCAGCUCCUAUCAAUUCUAGGAUGAAAGACCCCUAGUCCCUACUGCAAAGUAGCUCCUAGCACAGGGUACCAUUGGAGUGAGCCAGUUGGUGCAAAGAAGACAAGGGAAAUGGGAAGUUGGGGCGGGGGGGAGUGUGUGUGAAUAAAGGAGUAACUACAAGAAGGCUAAUACAGUGUAUAUUUAGGGCGUUAAGUAGAAGGAAGUUAUAGGAAGUGAAGCUAAAGGAAGCUUUUACUACAUCCUUACUGCAGGGGUCUUGUAACAGGGUUUAGCAAACAAACGUAGGAACUAGCCAUUAUCCUGAGGAAGGGUAUUUAGAGUUGAUAAAGGUGUUGGUGGAAUAAAAUCAUCAAUAAAACCCCAAAUAGAAUGCUAUGGUGUCACAUAAAGUCAUUGACGUUGCUCCCUAAAAGGUGGCCAACAAUUCCUUAAGUGGCAAAUCUCAAGUGACAUUCUUGCCUUUUAAAUUUUAUUUUACCAACAACAAAGUUAAAACCCUCUAAUCUUUCCUUCCUGAGCUCCAUGAAAGUCAUGUAUUCAAAUGCAACUAAAUAUCUCCAGUGGAAUAUCCUUACACAUCACUGCAUCCUCAAUACAAAUAAACACCAACUUCUAAACAUUAUCCACUUGUUUAAGAAUAAGACUCAUUGGGAUCCAAGUUCCCUUCCCCUCCCUCAGCCCUGUUUGAUAAGUUAUCAAGACGUAAGUCUAUUCUGUCUUGGGCAUUUAUCAGUACCGUUCUGGGUUCCCUCAGUCACCAGCCGGGUUCAAGCUGCCAUCAGCUCUGUUCUGAGUCGCAGUCUGCCCUGCUCUAAGGGCCUUCACCCCAAUGUCCCUGUGCUCGCACUAAAAGAAAUUUCCUCCCACUGAAGAAAUUAUCGUGACGUCUCGGAAUCCACGCCCUGGUCGACUGCAGGGCCAGAUGGGUAAUACCCAGUGCUUCUUCGGGGCAAAGGGCGCAAUCCCGCCAGCUUUUCGAGUCUUUUUGGCACCGUUCUCCAAGAACGUGCCAUUUGGCUCUCCUACUGUCUCCGGAGACCUUAACCGAUCCGCUCUUGUCACCACAUCAGGCGCCGCUCCGCUGGACUCUCCCUCAUCGCUGAUCAACUGUUCCUGGUGUAUAGUUUCCUGGGCUUUAUUUCAAGGUAGAGGCCCACGCCGAAUCUGCACAGAACGGAACAGAAUCCGUGCACAGCGGUUAUGCGUGGAGGUUUAGUUGAAUAAGGCGAACGAGGAUGCACCCGCGAGGCUCCUGGGAAACGUAGUUCAGCAUCCCAAACCGCUAGUCCCGGGCGCUGGAGCGCAGAUCAUUGUCCGCGCAGGCGCACGCCAUCAUUUUCUCCGCCAAUUCUCCUGGGAAGUGGAGUCCGGCAGCCCUAGCUCAGCCGACCUAAGGCUUGUGGGAAUUCGGCUCCGCGGUUCCCAGGGCAACGCGCAAGCGCAGUGCAGAUCCAGGCUGCAGACUCCUGCUCAUUGUGUUCUGAAUGCGAUGUGGUGGUUGCGGUUUCUCGCCACCAGCGGAGGCUUCUGCAAGGGCAACCCAGCGGCGACCAGGUUUCUAGACAUUUCUACUCUUAGGAAUCCUGCAGUUGCAAAGCUGCCCACUUGCCUCCUCAGCACUUUGCCUAUCCCUAAGAGGGCUCAUCAAAGAAGGAAUGGCUGUCAGUUACCUGCCCACCAUAGUCCAGGACUCGGUGACCUUCAAAGAUGUGGCUGUGCUUUUCACCCAGGAGGAAUGGGGGCAACUAAGCCAUGCCCAGCGAGCCCUGUACAAGGAUGUGAUGCUGGAAAACUACAGCAACUUAGUCUCAUUAGGACUGUUAGGACCCAAACCAGAUAUAUUUUCUCAACUGGGAAAAGGGGAAGAAUGGAUCCCAGAGGACACCUCAGGAGACUUCUCUCUUGACUGGAUGACAAUGCCUAUGAGUAAGAAAACUACUCUCAAGGCAGAUAUUUCUAAAGAAGAAUUAGGUCAGUGGACAAUAAAGGAAAGAUUCACCAGAGAAAGUCACUGGAAAUAUGCUAACCUGUUGGAAUGGCAGUGUCAGGAAGGUCAGGAGAUCAGCUUGCAGCAAGUGGUCCUCACUCAACAGAACUCCCCAUCUGGGUUUAGUGAACAGGAAUGCAGUGAAUCUGGGAAGGGCAGCACCCUGAGCUCCUCUCUUGUUCAAGACCAGGAAUUUCAGCCAAGUAAAAAAGUCUUUGAAUGUAGUAAGUGUGGGAAAGUCUUCUCUAAGAGUUCUACCCUUAACAAGCAUCAGAAACUUCAUAGUGAAAAGCUCAACACAAGUCAGAAAAUGCAUAUUAAAGAGAAAAGAUAUGAAUGCAGAGAAUGUGGGAAAGCCUUUCACCAGAGUACACACCUCAUCCAUCACCAAAGAAUUCACACUGGUGAGAAACCAUAUGAAUGUAAAGAAUGUGGCAAGGCCUUCUCAGUGAGCUCCUCACUUACUUACCAUCAGAAAAUCCAUACUGGAGAGAAACCUUUUGAAUGCAAUUUAUGUGGAAAAGCUUUUAUCCGAAACAUACAUCUUUCCCACCAUCACAGAAUACAUACUGGAGAGAAACCUUUCAAAUGUGACAUUUGUGAAAAAGCCUUUGUGUGCAGGGCACAUCUUACCAAACACCAGAAUAUUCAUAGUGGUGAGAAACCCUAUAAGUGUAACGAAUGUGGGAAAGCCUUCAAUCAGAGUACAAGUUUUCUUCAGCAUCAGAGAAUUCACACUGGAGAGAAACCCUUUGAAUGUAAUGAAUGUGGAAAGGCCUUUAGGGUGAAUUCUUCCCUUACAGAACAUCAAAGAAUUCACACUGGAGAGAAACCUUAUAAAUGUAGUGAAUGUGGGAAAGCUUUCAGAGAUAAUUCGUCUUUUGCACGACAUCGGAAAAUUCAUACUGGAGAGAAACCUUACAGAUGUGGCUUGUGUGAGAAAGCCUUCAGGGACCAGUCAGCCUUAGCCCAACAUCAGAGAAUUCACACCGGGGAAAAACCUUACAUGUGUAACAUAUGUGAGAAAGCCUUCAGUGACCACUCUGCUCUUACCCAACAUAAGAGAAUUCACACAAGAGAAAAACCUUACAAAUGUAAAGUCUGUGGGAAAGCCUUUAUCCGAAGCACUCACCUUACUCAACAUCAGAGGAUUCACACAGGAGAGAAACCCUACAAAUGUAAUAAAUGUGGGAAGGCUUUCAACCAAACAGCAAAUCUCAUUCAACAUCAGAGACAUCAUAUUGGAGAUAAGUGACAUGAAUUAAGUUUAUAUGGAAGAGUUUUGAGACUCAGUAAAUUAACUAUUGAAUAUAAGAUAAUCCAUUCUAGAGAAUAAGUAUGAAAACUUAAAUCAGGAUAGUCAUUGUAUUUCUCGAGAGUCAAGCGUCACAAUAUCAUGGGUUUUGAGACUAUAAUAUUGCAAACACCCUUCCACUCUUUAGUACUGGCCUCAAAUUAAUAGCAGUUUGGGGUUUUUUUGUUGUUGUUGUUGUUUUUGGUACUGGGGAUUGAACUCAGGGACACUUGACCGCUGAGCCACAUCCCCAGCCCUAUUUUGUAUUUUAUUUAGAGACAGGGUCUCACUGGGUUGCUUAUUAUCUGGCUUUUACUGAGUUUGUCUUUGAACUCGCUAUUCUCCUUCCUCAGCCUCCUGAGCUGCUGGGAUCACAGGCAUGGGCCACCAAGCCUAGCAACAGAAGUAUUUUUUACUAACCUGAAUUAUCAAGAACCAGAACCAAAAUAGAGAUUUGUUAACAACAUAAAAAUAGAUUAUCAAAUUUAUAGUUUGUUAAAAGAUUAUGAAGUUAUAAAAAUUAAGGUCCAGAAUUAAAAGAACAAAAUAGUGACCCAUAGAAAGUGACCCAUAAGCAUUUCAUUCUACUGGAGUAUUCUGUAUAAGAGAGUUGCCACCUCUAAUGGAGCUCUUUUUUUCUCUCCUUGCCCAUACUCCUGACAGCCAGUAUAAAUAAAGUGAAGUCAUCCAUUCA